CCAAAGCCAACCACCACGACGCGCCCCGCGGGCAUCAACACCUCUAAGCCCUCCUCGAUCAGACAUACACUCCACAACCUCCCGCAACCACGACCAAACCAUCAACAUCCUCACUACCACCCACCCCCAAACCCACAAUGGCAUACUUCCGCAUAACCCUAAUGCGCAGCGCCAUCGGCCUCCCCGCGCAACGCAAAGGCGUGCUCGCCGCGCUCGGCCUCCGAAAACGCAUGGCCACCGUCUACCACCCGGUGACACCGGACGUCGCGGGCCAAAUCAUGGCCGUGAAAGAGCUUCUCGACGUUGCGGAAGUAGAGACCGCAUUGACGAAAGCCCAGAUGAAGGAGCAGCGGAGGCCGGAGAGGGGGUAUGUGGUUGAGCGGAGGGCUGGGGCGGUGUUGGAGUAGAAGAGGGAACGGAAAAAGCUAAAGGACGGGAUCUAUUGGAGGACGGGGAUGUGUAGGAAACAGGAGUGUAUAUAUGAUAUUGCGUACAGCACAAGAGGGGCAUAUUGGGCGUUUUAGGGUAGGGCGUAUUGUAGGGGACAUAGGGCUGGUGGAAUUCAUCAAGAUCCUACAGCGCUUCUUGGGGUCGUGCAGCGAAUUCAACACUCAUCAAAGACAUCGAAAGGAUCAUCGUUCUAUCAUUUUUGGUUUAAGAAUCCCACUCUCCAACCCACUCACUCCAGUCUACCUCGCUUUGCUCUUGGCACAUGCGCUCACAGCUUCACUGCGAUGGUAAAGCCACGAGCCGACACACAAUCCCAUCCAAAGAAUAUCCUCAGAU
Molecule: messenger RNA, 786 nt
Organism: Mytilinidion resinicola
Lineage: Eukaryota; Fungi; Ascomycota; Dothideomycetes; Mytilinidiales; Mytilinidiaceae
Product: 50S ribosomal protein-like protein L30
Exons: 2
Coding region: 138-407 (89 amino acids)
Biological process (GO): translation
Cellular component (GO): mitochondrion; large ribosomal subunit
Molecular function (GO): structural constituent of ribosome
Source: RefSeq, a predicted model, not a curated record